Molecule: messenger RNA, 607 nt
Organism: Tachyglossus aculeatus (Australian echidna)
Lineage: Eukaryota; Metazoa; Chordata; Mammalia; Monotremata; Tachyglossidae
Gene: CEP15
Product: chromosome X1 C3orf14 homolog
Exons: 5
Coding region: 146-490 (114 amino acids)
Source: RefSeq, a predicted model, not a curated record
CCGGGUGGGAAGAUGGUGGAAUCGGGGAACGGGGCCUGGUAGGGGGAGGCUGGCGGCCCGGUGGGUUGGUUGGAGGACAUAACCGGAGCAGGGAUCGGAGUUCGCGUCCGUCCAGAAUAUGUGCAAGUUGGUGUAAUGAUCCAAGAUGACUUCCUAUUUUACUGAAGAAGUUCAACUUAGUAGAAGAUAUGAAGAAAUACUAUCCCAGAGAUUAAUGUUACUUCAGCAAAUGCAGUAUGAGUUUGGGGAAGAGACAACUGAAAAAGCAUGUCAAAUUCAAGCAUCUGAGGUAGCUCAUAGAAGAAAUUUCACUCUUUUAAAUGCCAUAGAAGAAGUAAAAAAGGCACUGAGAACAAGACUACAUUUACUUCCACAUCCUGAGAUACUUACUCUCGAGACCCUGUACUGGAAAUCAGUAGAAGAAUGUAUCCCCAAGUGGAAGGAGUUUCUUUUAGGAAGAGUACAAUAUCCUGUUGAAAAACAAAACUAAAAAUAAAAUUAAUGGAGAAUUCACCAGUGUAAUAGGCAAUAACAAAGAACAAUUUCUACGUGGAACUGCUUUUCAAAACAUCUGUGCAGGAAAAUAAAAUAUAAUAAGUGAAGUAAA